UAUGCGUUUUUUUUUUUCAUUACAGAAUCUUGUUCUUGGUUAAAAAAAAAUACAUAUAUUUUCAAGCUCUUUGCUUGUGAAUGGAGUUAUACUUUUGUUGGAGUGCCCUUUUUGAAUUUUAAGGUUGGUUUUCCUCGGAUUACAGUGACAGUAAAUGUUCAGUUCAGGUUUGAAACCAAAUUGUAGCAUGCUACUGGAUUCAGUUUCCCAGUGUAUCUCAACAUGAGCUUCUGCAUGCUAAUGUUGAUGUAGUUUUUCUAGAAACUAGAUGCCCGUGGAAAAUUUUCUUUCAGAUUUUUAUCAUGAGGUGGCUCUGGUAGGACAGACAGAUACUUUUCUCUGCAUGCAGUUCCCAACUGCUGGGACAGUAAGAUCAUGAGAAUGUUUAGCUGUUAUCUUUUUUCUUUCUGAUCAUCGGUGAAAACUCAAUAUGAGUGGCAUGAAUGAAGUCCAGUCCAGUCCCAUGAGCAAUAAAAUGAAAAAUCCAGAAAACCAAACAAAUAGUAAUGGUAGAGAUGCCACACCUGGGAGUGAUCUCUGGACAGAUGGACUUAUUUGUGCUUUUGAAUAUGUUACAUCCCAUAGGAGGAUAAGUAGGUCAAAAUAUGGCUCGAAGAUUCAAAGUGUGCAACAAAUAGAAGGUGAGAAUAUGAAGAAGCAAGUGCCUGAGAACAAAGUAUCCAGGGCUUCUGCUCAAAACUUAAUUAGAAAACAUCGAUCGGAAUCUGCAUCACUUGUUGAGUUGGGACCUGAUCAUGUUGCUUCUUUGGAUAAUCACAUAGACCAUCAGUUUUAUCAGUCAGAUCGCUAUCAUAUGACAGAAAGAUCUUCAGGAAGUCACUGGGUGCCAAUUGGGUGGGCUAGAAUUUCUGAACUCGUCCAAACCGUGCGAGUAGAUGCUGGCUGGGCCUUGCAGCAGUUUGAGGUCACGGAUGAUGAGGAUGAACGUUCUGCUGCAGAUUUAGCAGCUCCUUACUGGGAGCAGCCUGCAGGACCUGUAUGGUGGUGCCAUGUGGCUGCAGGUCACCGGUUUAUUGACACAUGGCUCAGCAAUGCUCAAUGGUUACAUCCUGCUAUCAGAACUGCUUUGCGAGAUGAAAGUCGACUGAUCAGUGAGCGGAUGAAGUACCUUUUAUAUGAGGUCCCUGUAAGAGUUGCUGGAGGGCUAUUAUUUGAGCUUUUAGGGCAGUCCGCAGGUGAUCCAUUUCACGAUGAAGAUGACAUCCCAAUUGUGCUUCGAUCUUGGCAUGCACAACGAUUUCUAAUAACUGCAUUGCACAUAAAGGGAACUGCAUCAAGCAUAAAUGUAUUAGGUAUCACAGAAGUACAGGAAGCACUUUCUGCUGGGGGUUAUAAUCAGCCAAAAACAGUACAUGACAUAAUAGCACUACUAAUGACCCGACUUUCUCGUUGGGAUGAUAGAUUAUUCCGGAAGUCCAUAUUUGGGGCUGCAGAUGAAGUUGAAUUGAAGUUUAUGAACAGGAGACACCAAGAAGAUAUGAAUCUUUUGAGCAUAAUUUUUAACCAAGAAAUCAGAAGGCUAUCAAGACAGGUGAUCAGAGUGAAAUGGUCACUCCAUGCAAGAGAGGAGAUUGUUUUUGAGCUUCUCCAACAUUUGAGGGGAGAUGUGGCAAGAAGCUUGCUGGAGGGGAUAAGGAAGAAUACUAGGGAAAUGAUUGAGGAGCAAGAAGCAGUUCGGGGUCGCUUGUUUACUAUUCAGGAUGUCAUGCAGAGCACCGUUCGUGCUUGGUUGCAGGAUAGAAGCCUUCGAGUAACACAUAAUUUGGCUGUUUUUGGAGGAUGCGGUCUUGUUCUUUCCAUCAUCACAGGGCUAUUUGGAAUUAAUGUUGAUGGGAUCCCUGGAGCUUCUGGGACACCAUAUGCAUUUGGUCUAUUCGCAGCCAUCCUUGUCCUCAUAGGAAUCAUUCUAAUUGCACUUGGGUUACUUUACCUUGGGCUGAAAAAGCCCGUCAGUGAAGCGCAGGUUCAAGUUCGGAAAUUGGAGCUGCAACAGUUAGUUAAGAUGUUCCAGCAUGAAGCAGAAACACAUGCCCAGGUGAGUAAAUCUCGUCCUCGGAAUAACCUGACCCCAACUGCUGCAGAUAUAAUACCGGCUGAUGCUGAUUAUGUUCUCAUCCAGUAAAAGGCACUCUGAUCAUUAAAGUUCAGAGUUACAACAUUUAAUGCUUGAAGCUCAAAGAGGACACAGGAGGGAGGUGUUUUUAAAUUACAACUGCUAUUACCAUCAAGUUUGAUAUUACCAAAUAUUGCAGUAGGGGCACAGGCUUGUCAUUUAAUGUUGAAGGAAUUUGAACAUGUCUGCACAAUGAAUCUCUAUUUUUUACUUCCGUAUAGAGGAAACUUUAUCUCCAGAAGAAA
Molecule: messenger RNA, 2379 nt
Organism: Vitis vinifera (wine grape)
Lineage: Eukaryota; Viridiplantae; Streptophyta; Magnoliopsida; Vitales; Vitaceae
Exons: 8
Coding region: 431-2143 (570 amino acids)
Biological process (GO): metal ion transport; transmembrane transport
Cellular component (GO): membrane
Molecular function (GO): metal ion transmembrane transporter activity
Source: RefSeq, a predicted model, not a curated record